CUUUGAUGAAGAGAUGAAAACAUCAUUGAUUAAUUAUUAACACUCUUAAUUCUACUUUUCAAGUGCAAGCCAAGUUUAUAUAUUUUCAGCAUGGCAGAAACUGGACGUCCCCUCCUUCAGCUAUCAUUUUUCUUGAUUGCUCUUGUUGUUAUAACUGCAGUUAAUUUCUCAUGGUCUCCGAAUACACAAGUGAUGGCUACACGAGAAUUACCGGUAGAUAUUGAAAUGAUGAAACAAAAAUUACUUCCAGUGGGGGACAUAGUAACUUGUCUCAAAUAUUGCAAUGUCGAAAGUGACUGCAGUGAUGGUUGGCUCUGUUACAAUUGUGUCCCUUCUGCUUUUGCAGGAUGGAGGUCCCAAUGUGACAAAACUACUGUUACUGGUGAAGGUUAUUUUGGAACUCUCCUUAAAGCUAAGCUCAUGAACCAACAAAAGAAUAUUGCUUAAGAUAUAUGAUAAAUUAAAUUGUGUGUUUAUGAAUGUUUUAUGCAAAAUGUAAUUUGUGUGUGUCUGUGUGUAAUGCUUUGUGUAAAAUAUAAUAAGUGAUCAAUAUUUCCUAUGAAAGACUUGGAUCGUGGAUUAUUACAAACUAUGAAAAGCUAGCAGUUCGGCUUGUGACUGCCUAUCGAAUUCGACGUGAAAUAUUAUGUUUUCUGUUUAUUCCUAA
Messenger RNA from Lycium barbarum (goji berry), 667 nucleotides. RefSeq lists its product as uncharacterized. The coding region runs from base 91 to 447 and encodes 118 amino acids. The transcript has 2 exons. The record is from RefSeq and is a predicted model, not a curated record. NCBI's taxonomy places the organism in Eukaryota, Viridiplantae, Streptophyta, Magnoliopsida, Solanales, Solanaceae.